Molecule: messenger RNA, 1095 nt
Organism: Hordeum vulgare subsp. vulgare (domesticated barley)
Lineage: Eukaryota; Viridiplantae; Streptophyta; Magnoliopsida; Poales; Poaceae
Product: MADS-box transcription factor 50-like
Exons: 8
Coding region: 310-948 (212 amino acids)
Biological process (GO): positive regulation of transcription by RNA polymerase II
Cellular component (GO): nucleus
Molecular function (GO): DNA-binding transcription factor activity, RNA polymerase II-specific; protein dimerization activity; RNA polymerase II cis-regulatory region sequence-specific DNA binding
Source: RefSeq, a predicted model, not a curated record
CGCGGAACAUUUCCUUUUGCUCUGGCUGCCCCGGUCGCGCCGUGCCUCCCCAUCGGCCACUGGUGACGGCGUGGCGGCAACGGCGUCAGGGACCGAAAAGGAAAGCCGAGGUGGAGGCGGAGGAGGAGGAGGGGCGAGGGUGGGUGGGAGAGGAGGGGCAGCAGCAGCCAGCUACGGCCGACCCCUACACCGCAGCGGCCUCACCGCGCCUCCAUCCCUUGCCAUUUUUGCUCGGCCGAUCGGGGGAGGUUUUCUGAGUCUGGUUUGGUUCUAGGCUAGAUUUGCGGCGGCACGGGAGGAGGAGGAAAAAUGGUGCGGGGGAAGACGCAGAUGAAGCGGAUAGAGAAUCCGACGAGCCGGCAGGUGACCUUCUCCAAGCGCCGCGGGGGGCUGCUGAAGAAGGCCUUCGAGCUCUCCGUCCUCUGCGACGCCGAGGUCGCCCUCGUCGUCUUCUCCCCCCGCGGCAGGCUCUACGAAUUCGCCAGCUCCAGCAUGAAGAACACGAUUGAACGAUAUAAGACAGUCACAAAGGAUAAUAUCAACAGACAGACGGUACAGCAAGAUAUAGAGAAAAUAAAAGCUGAUGCCGAGGGCUUGUCAAAGAAGCUUGAUACCCUUGAAGCUUGCAAAAGGAAACUUUUGGGUCAAAAUUUGGAAGAAUGCUCUAUUGAAGAACUGCAAAGCUUGGAGGUCAAAAUUGACAAAAGCCUCCUAGGCAUCAGGGCAAUGAAGACUCGGCGGUUUGAAGAGCAGCUCUCUGCGUUGAGGCUCAAGGAGACGAAGUUGCGGCAGGACAAUGAAGAUCUGUAUAUCCAGUGCCAGAAGGAGCAGCACCUUGAGUUGGAGGCGCCCCCUGCUCCGGUGACCAUGGCGGAGCAGGGCCAGGACGACGCGGUUGAAGUGGAGACGGACCUAUUUCUUGGACUGCCCGGCACCGGCCGCCCCUGAGAUGGAGUCUCCAGGCUUUGGAGGAAAAUGCCCAGAAUAAGCUGGCCAUGGAGUUGCAAGCAGCAGCAAGCAAUCGAUGCGGACGGCGUAUAUAGAUAUAAACCCUGUGGAGCCGAAACCUUGAGAGUACAUACAUGAGUUAGUUGA